This is a messenger RNA of Ectocarpus sp. CCAP 1310/34, 2281 nucleotides long. Lineage: Eukaryota; Phaeophyceae; Ectocarpales; Ectocarpaceae. The record is from the annotation of a GenBank genome assembly.
AUGAGGAUGGUGAAGAAGCCGGGAGGAUGGAAGCAGAAACUGUGGAAGGGAGACAAGUUGGAGCUGCUGCUGUUUGGGAUUCCAAGGGACAUGACGAGGAUAGAGUUCAAGAACUGUUGUGACAGGGAGGGACUGCACUGCCUAGCAAGGGGACAAGUAGGCAGAGAACAUGAACACUUCCGGGUGAAAUCGACCAAGGGAGACAGCCAAGAGUGCUUGGGGGUUGAUAUCGAGAAGCUGUCGAACUACGUAAGGAAGUUUGGAUGGGGGGUUUGCAUCGCGAACAUGAUAGAAACAGAGAAGGUAAGGAGACAAGAGGCGAGGGCGGCGGAGGCGAAGAAAGGACCGAGCGGGGGAGGCGAGCAAGCCAGUCAGAACAAGUCCGAGAAGAAGCGGAAGGCGAACGAUGGUGUGCGCAAAAUCUCCAAUAGGGAAAAGCGCAAGCUGAGAGUCGGGUCGUGGAACGUGUGCGGGUUCGCAAGGAGUGAGCGCAAGCGGUUGGAAAUAGUGGACCAAGUAGAACAAAGCGAUCUAGAUGUAGUGGGGAUCCAAGAGACGUGGGAAUUGAAGGAUGGUGACGUAGUAAGCAAUCUAGGGAAAUACCGGUGGGUAGGGAAGGCAAGAAAAGGCUUAGACCCGAAGAAAAGGGGGGAGGGGGGAGUCGGAUUCCUGGUCAAGGAACACUUGUUUGACGUGGUGGAAGUAGUGGUGAAAACGGAAUUCGAGGAAAGCCUAUGGCUAAAGAUACCUGGGGAGCGGGGUAUGAGGAAAAAUUGUCUAGGGAACGUAUACGUCCCACCGUCGUCGAAGAAAGUCGCAAGCAAGGCGCAGGAGAACUUUGGACAAAUUGGGGAAGAUGUCCAGAGGUUCAGUAGGAAGGGAGAAGUUGUCAUGGUGGGCGAUUUCAACUCCAGAGUAGGGAAAGCUUCCAGUAGAGGACAGGCGAUCGGGCAGCACGGAGAAGACAAAGUGAAUGACAACGGAGUGAGGAUGCUUGAAUUCUUGGGAAGCAACGAACUGAUGGUGUUGAACGGUAGGAGGGAAUGCGAUAAGCCGGAGUUCACCAGGCAACGGGCAGUUUGCAAUGAAUACUUGAUCCUCGACUACAUCCUGGUAGAUAGGGGGAGCACGCAGAUCCCAGAGCUGCACGGACGUCACGGCUUCUUCAGCCCUCAGGACUGCGUCAACUUUCUGCGUUUCACUAUACUGCAGAUUACGGUAAUGCUGGAGCUGCUGCUGAUCCCCGCUUUUAUUCGGACCACCUGCGGGUUUGUCGUAAGCGGACGGGAGGCUCUGUGCGUGCUCCUGUACCGCAUGGCGUUUCCAUGUCGCCUGAAGGAUAUGCCGUUGGUUUUCGGGAUGAGCGAAUCACGUAUCUGCGAGGCCUUCAAAUGGAUGUUGCACUUCCUCGACUUCAAGUGGGGGUUUUUGCUGUCCCUUAGCGUGGAGAGUGUGCAGCUGCGGCUGCUCGAGUUCGCGGAGGCGGUGUACAACGCCGGCUGUCCUCUCCCACGCUGUUGGGGUUUUAUCGACGGAACAGUGCGCGGCAUUGCAAGGCCUAAGCGCUGGCAGCGCCUGUUUUACAACGACCACAAGGGGAAGCAUGCCUUCAAGUUUCAAGGAGUGGUCACACCGGACGGGCUAUUUGCGGACCUGUGGGGUCCCGUGGUGGGGACACGCCACGACAACUACAUUCUAGCGCAGUCUGGGCUCAUGCAGAAGUUGGCCAUGUUGAACAGCCCGUCAGGUCAGCCGUACUACCUCUAUGGGGACCCGGCGUACGGUUUAAGCAACCACCUAAUCUGCCCUUUCAGCGCGUCUAGUGUCGGCCCUCUCACGCCAGAGGUGGCCGACUUCAACAAGCGUAUAAGCGCCUGCCGCGUGACUGUGGAAUGGGGUUUUAAGGAGAUCUGUAACUACUGGGCUUUCGUAAACAUGAAGCAGCAGCAGAAGUCGUUGUUGAGCCCUGUCGCCGUGCAGUACAGGGUUGCCACUCUACUUUCGAACUGGCACUCGUGCCUGAACGGAGGCAACGAGAUUUCGCAAUACUUCGGGGUGGGGCCGCCUUCUUUCGAGGAGUACCUUGGUGUGUAGGGGGGUAGGCAAGUGACGUAUCGAGCUGCAUGCCUUCGGGCAAGAUGCGGGCUUGUUUCUUUUGUGACACGCUCUACUGAAUACCACCCGUUUACGUCCUGCAAGUUAAUACAUUUUCUUGUUGUCGUCGGCAACAGGCACCCUAGAAAUAGCGUGGCAACCGUUGCAUCUUGCGCGUUUUUUUCUG